GUGUCCAGAGUUCAGUUCUCGAUUCUUGCGUGAGUCGGCGCGCGCGUUCUCACACACGAAAAUUACCUCUCGAAAUAAACACUAAAGUGCCUGUGACAAUAUGUUAAAAUAGUUUCGCUGUUAUUGUGAACUUGAAUAAUGGAGAGGCGAAGUGAUCAAUAGAAAGUUCUUAAAUUACAAUAAACCUAGAAAGAAAAUUCAAUAGAUAUUCGAUUCGAGAUUAUUAUCUGACAUCAAGAUUUUGAUACGAAACUCACUUACUGACAACUAACUAUCGAACUUGCGUAAAGAUCAGCGGGUGAGCAAUUGAUAAAAAUGUUCCGCCCAUCGUUGUUCCGGGGCUUGAGCCUGGAUGACUCUCACUCCGGCUAUGAACUCGAUAGGAGUCGUCGUGCGUCGCUCUCCGCCGAGCAGCGGAGGAAGCUCAGCAUGCUCAGGACCUCAAGCAUACCCUCGCCGCUGACUCCGGUGAGCCACAUUUACCAUUUGGUACCCUGCCCAAGAAAAUGCUGCCACCAGAAAUACGUGGUUAGCACGGAUCGGAGCGGAGACAUCCAUGUACACGUUCAGGGUGACUUGAGCCAGCAGGACAAACGAUGCGUGUUCCUCACCGUCCACGACCUCGGCACCAACCACUCAUCGCUGGUGGACUUCGUGAACAGUCCAGCGAUGACGGAGAUAAAGGAGAGGUCGUGCUUCAUACAUGUGGAUGUGCCAGGUCAUGAAGAGAACUCUCCGGAUUUGCCAGACUCGUACCAAUUCCCCUCUCUCCAAACCCUAGGCGAGGACUUGAUAACAGUCCUCGACUUCCUCCAAAUCAGAUACGCAGUAGGCCUGGGAGAAGGCGCCGGGGCCAACGUGCUGGCCAGAUGCGGGCUGGCACACCCGCGUCGACUCCUCGGCUUGAUUCUCGUAAACUGCACAGCGUCCACCUCCUCAGUAGCUGAUGCCUUCAGAAGUAGGUUCUCUAGAUGGCGCGGCGCCGAUAUCUCGCAGUCUGAAGAGGACUUUCUCAUUUACCACAAGUUCGGACAUGUGAGUUUUGUUCGAGCACACCUAGACUAUCGCUAUCAGCAAAUAACGAGCGAAUGCUGUUCGGCUGGCGAGCGCGAGCGCACGCUGGCGGAGUAUCGCUCGCGGCUGCGCGGCAACCUCAACACGCACAACAUCAAGCAGUACGUCAAAGCAUUCAUCAAUCGCAAAGACCUGCUGCUGAAGGGUUGCCAGCCCGACAUCCUGCUGAUCACGGGCACACUGAGUCCUUACAGCAGCGUCAUCGAGAAGCUGUACAAAGAGCUGGACCGGGACAAGGUCACCAUCCUCAAGGUAGAGAAAGUUGGAGACGUGUUGGCUGAAUCGCCGGCAAAGGUGGCGCAGUCCCUGCUCCUGUUCUGCCAAGGCCAGGGUCUGCUGACGUCACUGCCGCCGCCGGGCGUGGAGCGGCGCAUGUCGCGCGCCAUGUCCAUGGAGGAGUACGACAAGCCGAACAUCAGGCGGCUGUCGCUCACGCCCAGCGUGUCCGAGUCUCCGCCGCCGAGGAAGCUGUAGGUGAGGGUCUCAGACUCUG
Molecule: messenger RNA, 1567 nt
Organism: Manduca sexta (tobacco hornworm)
Lineage: Eukaryota; Metazoa; Arthropoda; Insecta; Lepidoptera; Sphingidae
Exons: 9
Coding region: 316-1548 (410 amino acids)
Biological process (GO): signal transduction
Cellular component (GO): cytoplasm
Source: RefSeq, a predicted model, not a curated record